AUGCCGGGACGGGUACUUUCAAAUCCUCAGAAGAGGGUCCUUACGGACAGCACAAAUACACACAACACGCUAAAGUCGCCUCCGUCCGCGAAGAAACGAAAGCUCAAUACCACUCUUCCCAACGGCAAUAUCCCUUCCUCUCAGAAUGGCGCCGAUCGCUUCAAGUCAAAGCUCGGCUCGAGUCAGCCAAAAAGCCAGUUCGAGACCGAAGUGCUGGAGAAGAUGACUCAGGAUAUCACUGGACUCAAGGAGAAGAACGCAGAAACAGACCAAAAAUGGGACCGCCCUCCACUGGACGACUUUAACGACAAGACGGAUACCCUGCGCUUCCAGCAAAUCGAGAUUGAAGAGGGAACACUGCACGGUGGUAAAGUCACUCUCAAGAUGUUUGGCGUCUCAGAGGCCGGCCAUUCAAUAAUGUUACACGUAACAGACUUCCUCCAUUAUAUCUACGUAGCGGCGCCUGUCAAUUUCCAACGGUCUGAUCUACAAGGAUACAAGGCGUUUCUCGAGACUCAGAUUGCCCAGCAUCAGCCUGUGAUUCAAUCUGUUCAGAUGGUCUUGCGAGAGAACCUAUACGGCUUCCAAGGGAAUCAGAAAAGCCCCUACCUGAAGAUUACCGUGACAGAUCCCAAAUUCAUCAACAGGUUGCGGACCACAAUUGAGGGUGGGCUUGCAAAUUACAAGAACCUGUGGAAAGGGGUUGAGGGCAAGAUCCUCACGUUCGACAACAUCCAGUAUGUUCUACGCUUCAUGAUCGACACAGGUGUCACUGGUAUGUCUUGGGUCGAGGUCAAAGCUGGCAACUACCACAUGAUCUCCGCAUACGAGAGGCAAUCGAAUUGCCAGAUCGAGGCAUACUGCAAUUACCAUGACCUCGUUGCUCUGGGACACGACGGGGAGUGGGCAAAGAUGGCUCCCUUGCGUAUCUUGUCUUUCGAUAUCGAAUGUGCUGGCCGCAAAGGAAUCUUUCCUGAAGCCAACGUGGACCCCGUCAUCCAAAUUGCGAACGUCGUGACGAAAUAUGGCGACUCAAAGCCUUUCAUUCGGAAUGUUUUCGUCCUCGGCAAGUGCAGCCCAAUUGUCAACACGCAGCUUUAUGAGCACGAGGGAGACCUCAUUCAGGCUGAGAAGGAGAUGCUGAUGGGAUGGCGAGACUUCCUCGACAAGGCAGACCCAGAUGUCAUUAUUGGCUACAACAUUUCCAACUUCGACUUCCCAUAUCUUCUGGAUCGAGCUAAGCAUCUGAAACUUCAGAAAUUCCCAUAUUGGUCGCGUAUCAAGAGUGUCCAGUCUGUGGCAAAGGAUACGAACUUCUCCAGCAAGCAGAUGGGCAAUCGCGAUACGAAGGCGACGAAUACUAAUGGCCGCAUCCAACUUGACUUGCUGCAACUUGUCCAGCGAGAUCAUCAGCUUCGAAGCUAUACCCUCAAUUCUGUCUGUGCAGAGUUCCUGGGGGAGCAGAAGGAAGACGUGCACCACAGCAUGAUUACCGAACUCUUCAACGGCACUCCAGACUCUAGGCGGCGUCUAGCUGUGUACUGUCUGAAAGACGCCUACCUACCGCAACGUCUCAUGGACAAGUUGAUGUCGUUGGUGAACUACACGGAAAUGGCCAGAGUCACUGGUGUCCCCUUCAACUUCUUGCUGUCGCGAGGUCAACAAGUCAAAUUCAUCAGUCAAAUGUUUCGAAAAGCACUUGCCCAUCAACUGGUUGUUCCGAAUCUGUCGAGUGAUCAGUCAGAGGAUCAAUACGAAGGCGCCACCGUCAUCGAGCCAACGCGCGGAUACUAUGAUGUACCUGUUGCUACAUUGGAUUUCGCCUCCCUGUAUCCUUCUAUUAUGCAAGCACACAACCUUUGCUAUACCACGCUGCUCAACAAGAAUAGCGUAGAGAAGCUGAAGCUGAAGAAAGACGAAGACUAUAUCGUUACUCCUAAUGGCGAUCUCUUCUGCACGGCGAAGGUUCGCAAAGGACUCCUCACGGAAAUUCUGGAAGAACUACUUGCAGCCAGAAAACGGGCUAAGAAGGAGCUGGCUCUGGAGACAGACUCUUUCAAGAAAGCCGUGCUCAACGGUCGUCAGCUGGCUUUGAAGAUCUCAGCAAAUUCUGUCUAUGGUUUGACGGGUGCUACCGUUGGAAAACUUCCCUGCCUUGCAAUCGCUUCAAGCACGACCUCUUAUGGUCGACAGAUGAUCGAGAAAACCAAGGCCGAGGUCGAAGCCAGAUACACGAUCGCCAAUGGUUACUCGCAUGAUGCUCAGGUCAUCUACGGUGAUACUGAUUCCGUCAUGGUCAAAUUCGGCGAGAAAGAUCUCAAGAAGGUGAUGGAGAUGGGUGAGGAAGCUGCUAACUACGUCUCCGCCAAGUUCAUCAAGCCGAUCAAGCUCGAGUUCGAGAAGGUAUAUUUCCCAUACCUUUUGAUCAACAAGAAGCGCUAUGCCGGCCUAUACUGGACCAAACCCGAAAAGUACGACAAAAUGGACACGAAAGGUAUCGAAACCGUCCGUCGUGACAAUUGCCGCCUUGUUCAGAACGUUAUUGGAACGGUCUUGAACAAGAUCCUUAUUGACCGCGACUUGGAAGCUGCUCAAGACUAUGUCAAGGAGACCAUCUCAGCAUUGCUGCAGAACAAGAUCGAUCUCAGCAUGCUCGUUAUCACAAAAGCCCUGACAAAGGACGACUAUGCUGCCAAGCAAGCACACGUCGAGCUUGCCAACCGCAUGAAGAAGCGUGAUGCGGGUUCAGCGCCCGCACUUGGUGAUCGUGUCGCAUACGUGAUCGUCAAAGGUCGUGGCGACAGCAAGAACUACGAGAAGUCCGAAGAUCCGAUGUUCGUGCUUGAGAACAACGUCCCAAUCGAUACCAAGUAUUAUCUCGACAAUCAACUGGCCAACCCGCUAGGCCGUAUCUUCGAGCCUAUCCUCGGUGAGAAGAAAGCCAACUCGUUGCUCGCAGGUGACCACACACGCUCCAUCUCGGUCGCUGCACCCACACUGGGCGGACUAAUGAAGUUCACCAAAAAGACUCAGACCUGUAUGGGCUGUAAGAAGCCGCUGGUGGGUAAAGAGGAAGCCGAAGGCGCCGUCUGCGAGAAUUGCAGGCCGCGAGUCGGCGAGUUGUACACGAAGCACGUCAAGAAGGUCGGCGACCUGGAGGUGCGUUUCGGCAGGCUGUGGACGCAGUGCCAGCGCUGCCAGGGCAGUAUGCACUCGGAAGUGCUGUGCAGCUCAAGAGAUUGCCCGAUCUUUUACAUGCGCAUGAAGGCUAGGAAGGAGGUCGAGGAGGCUGGGCGCGAGCUGAGCAGGUUUGAUCACGAUGCUGGCGCUCUCUGGUAG
Messenger RNA from Cyphellophora europaea CBS 101466, 3339 nucleotides. RefSeq lists its product as uncharacterized. Gene Ontology annotation, biological process: DNA-templated DNA replication; nucleotide-excision repair, DNA gap filling; DNA replication proofreading. The transcript is spliced from 2 exons. Lineage: Eukaryota; Fungi; Ascomycota; Eurotiomycetes; Chaetothyriales; Cyphellophoraceae. Gene Ontology annotation, cellular component: delta DNA polymerase complex. Bases 1 to 3339 code for a protein of 1112 amino acids. Gene Ontology annotation, molecular function: DNA binding; 3'-5'-DNA exonuclease activity; nucleotide binding. The record is from RefSeq and is a predicted model, not a curated record.